AUGCACAGGAUUGAUUUUGUGGCACUACAAGAACCUUUUCUCUCUAGUGACCAAAUUGAUGAUUAUAGGAACAAACUAGGAUAUGACAAUGCAGUCUCAAAUGCUCGUAGUAAGAAUGGAUGCUUUUGGAACUCUAAUCUCACUUGUACUGUUAAGUCAAAAAGAAGACAACAAAUUACUUUUCACAUCCAUCACACUAACAAUGACAACAAUUUCUGGUUUACAAUAGUUUACGCCAGAAGUAGAGCCAUUAAAAGGAGAAGGUUGUGGAACAAACUUAGAUCUCUAAGUAGACAGAUUCAUGCUCCUUGGUCUAUUGCUGGAGAUUUCAAUUCCAUCAUGACUACCGAGGAAAAGUCAGGAGGGAAUCCACACUGCUUAAGCAAGAGCACUGACUUCAUCUCUUGCAUGGAGGAAUGUGGCAUGACUGAUCCUGGAUUUACUGGUAGCCCAUUCACCUGGUGUAAUGGAAGAAGCAGAGGUAGAAGAAUUAGCAAAAGACUAGACGGAGUUCUUAUGAACGAGGAGUGGGAUGAAGCUUUUAACUCAGUCAGGAUUGAUCACCAAUCUAAAACUGGUUCUGACCACAAAUUGCUUUUAAUAAGGUGCACUAACGACCGUCAGAAAGUUAUCAAGUACUUUAAAUUCUUGAACUUUUGGACUGAUCGGGAGGACUUCCUUUCCUUAGUAGAAAGUUGCUGGAACACCAACGUUCAAGGCAAUCCUAUGUGGAUCCUACAACAAAAACUCAAGGCGUUAGCUAAGAGUCUAAGUAGAUGGUCAAGAGAUACCAUUGGAGAUGUGCAGGAAAAUGUCAAACAAAUGGAGGAGAACACAAGACUUCAAGAGGAAGCUUAUGAUUUAGAUGACUCAGAGGAGAACAGACAGGAGCUCCACAAAUCACAAGCAGAAUACAUAAGAUGGCUCAAGAUGCAAGACUCCAUUUUGAAACAGAAAGCAAGAGUUAAAUGGGCAGAAGAGGGUGACACCAACAGUAAGUACUUUCACAGUGUCAUCAGAGAAAGAAGAAGGAAAACUCAGCUCCACAUGAUAAAAAAUAGAGAUGGUGACUGGGUAGAAGGAAAUAGGAACAUAGCACAAGCUGCUAUAGAACAUUUCAGCGAGAUUUUCUCUCAACCUAACAAUACCAGUGAUAUGGAAAUCGUGAGGAAAUGUGAAAAGUUGAUCACAGAUGCGGAUAAUGAGUUACUACAACACACCCCAACUAUUGAGGAGGUGAAAUAA
Messenger RNA from Nicotiana attenuata, 1245 nucleotides. RefSeq lists its product as uncharacterized. Gene Ontology annotation, molecular function: catalytic activity. The transcript has a single exon. NCBI's taxonomy places the organism in Eukaryota, Viridiplantae, Streptophyta, Magnoliopsida, Solanales, Solanaceae. The coding region runs from base 1 to 1245 and encodes 414 amino acids. The record is from RefSeq and is a predicted model, not a curated record.